CCCUCGUUCUCAGUGUUUAAUAUAACUUUAGUCUGGAAUACGUAUGUGCGGUGUGUUCACUUUAAUUCCCGGCGUUACGCAGGCACUUGAUUGCAAACAAUCCCUCCGCCUGCUUAGGCUUGCUCUGAUUGACAAUAAUGGCGACUCCUUCUCGAGUCUAACCUCAGCGACACAUUCCACAAGAGCAAUUCGAGAGCAUAUUUUCUCUUUCAUGAAGCCUAGUAAUCGAUCUUAGGCAAACUAUACAUAAAAGUCGAAGUAAGUAAAUCCGUAUGUGCAAAAGAUUCUCAUACUGUGGUGGAGAAAUUCUAGGGAAGGCACUAAGCUAACAAAGGCACACCAGUCGUGGCUCCUGUUUACAGACGCUCGUGGGACUUUGUUUUGCUAAUGAAGAACGGCGACAACUCGAUUCCUUGAUGCUCUGUGGUUGAUUUUCUCUGCAUCCAUUAGAAAUUAGUAUUUUUCGCAAGAGAAACUGCCCAUUUCUACAUGGUAGAGACUGCUGGUUUCUAGCUGGAGCAGCCCAACUGAAUCCGAGUGACCGUUGCUUUUGCACGAGAGCACUAAAGAAGAAAAUUCGGAACGCGUCACGCGAAGUUUGAGUCAUCUGUUGAGCUUCUCGCGCCAAGUCGUAGAAGUUCCGUCGGAUUUUUAUCUUUUGUUUCUCACACAAUCGAACAUAAAGAUUUUUAAAUGCCGUGCUAAUAGCUAUAUGUUUUUGGAAAAGUACAUUGGAGCGCUAGCAAGCUAGCUCACAAGUUUGGGACGACUGUUAGGCUAGCGGCUUAGCCUUUCACCGACCAGAUUGCUGGACAGAUAGCUAGCUCAGCUAACAUUAGCUAGGUUAGCCAUCAGCUUCUCUGUCUAGACUAGGCCAGCCGCAGUCAUUGCCUUCAGCAUAAUGGAGCCAUUACAAAAAAACUGAUAUUCGACAAUGAUAUUUACGAAUUAUAUAUGUUGCUAGGCCUGUCCGAAAUGUUGCAUGGAGAGAGUAGCGUGUAACAGAUGCGUCUAAACUAAAUUCUUAAGAUAUUGUCCAGUUCGCUAGCUGCGUCUGAUGCGGAGAUAUUUAGAGUGGCUUAGCUAGGUUAUCAUAACGGGCUUCGCGUAAUACUGUAGAGAAGUGAUCGGCCGAUUUUGUUAGCUAGCGUAGCUGACGUUGCUGUUCGCUAAGUGAGUUUGCUGUUUAUUUAAGUUCUUAUUUUUCGUUGUGUAGGUCCAGAUGUAACACGACCAAAUUGUAGAAAAUUUCACAAUCGUAGCUGUCGGCGCUAGCAUUAUAGCUAGCGGAGUAUUCUUCAUUCGAUUUGUUCGUAAAUGACCACCGGCAGGAAUAACCGAGUCAUGAUGGAAGGAGUUGGCGCGAGAGUGAUUCGUGGUCCGGAUUGGAAAUGGGGCAAACAGGACGGUGGAGAAGGACAUGUUGGCACCGUAAGGAGUUUCGAAAGUCCCGAGGAGGUAGUCGUCGUUUGGGAUAAUGGGACUGCUGCCAACUACCGCUGCUCCGGGGCAUACGACGUGAGAAUACUGGAUAGUGCGCCAACAGGUAUCAAACACGAUGGCACUAUGUGUGACACCUGUCGGCAGCAACCCAUCAUCGGCAUCCGCUGGAAGUGUGCAGAGUGCACCAACUAUGAUCUGUGCACCACCUGUUACCAUGGAGACAAACACCAUCUGCGACACAGGUUCUACCGUAUUACGACCCCAGGCAGUGAGAGGGUGCUUUUGGAGUCUCGCCGCAAGUCCAAGAAGAUCACAGCGCGGGGCAUCUUCGCUGGUGGGCGGGUUGUGCGGGGCGUGGACUGGCAGUGGGAGGAUCAGGACGGAGGCAAUGGCAGGAGAGGCAAGGUGACGGAGAUCCAGGACUGGAGCGCGGCCAGCCCCCACAGCGCGGCCUACGUCCUUUGGGACAAUGGCGCGAAGAACCUUUACCGUGUGGGCUUCGAGGGCAUGUCGGACUUAAAAUGUGUGCAAGAUGCCAAGGGAGGCACUUUCUACAGAGACCACUGUCCUGUGUUGGGUGAACAGAACGGGAACAGGAACCCGGGCGGCCUGCAGAUCGGCGACCUGGUCAACAUAGACCUGGACCUGGAGAUCGUGCAGUCCCUACAGCACGGUCACGGCGGCUGGACCGACGGCAUGUUCGAGACGCUCACCACCACGGGCACGGUGUGCGGCAUCGACGAGGACCACGACAUCGUCGUCCAGUACCCCAGCGGCAACAGGUGGACGUUCAACCCGGCCGUGCUGACCAAAGCCAACGUGGCACGCGGGAGCGGCGGUGGCGGAGAGGUGGCGGCCGGCGCAGAGGGCGGCAGCUCGCAGUUCAUGGUGGGAGACCUCGUCCAGAUCUGCUACGACAUCGACCGCAUCAAACUCCUGCAACGGGGCCACGGCGAGUGGGCGGAAGCCAUGCUCCCGACCCUGGGGAAGGUGGGCCGUGUGCAGCAGAUCUACUCAGACAGCGACCUGAAAGUGGAGGUGUGCGGCACCUCCUGGACCUACAACCCUGCCGCUGUCACCAAAGUGGCCCCGGCCGGCUCUGCCGUCACCAACGCCUCCGGAGAGCGCCUGUCCCAGCUGCUGAAGAAGCUGUUCGAGACGCAGGAGUCUGGCGACAUCAACGAGGAGCUGGUGAAGGCCGCAGCCAACGGAGACCUGGCUAAGGUCGAGGACAUCCUUAAGAGGCCUGACGUGGACGUGAACGGACAGUGCGCCGGGCACACGGCGAUGCAGGCGGCCAGCCAGAACGGCCACGUGGACGUCCUCAAGCUCCUGCUGAAACACAACGUGGACCUGGAGGCAGAGGACAAGGAUGGAGACCGGGCCGUGCACCACGCCGCGUUUGGCGACGAGGGCUCCGUCAUCGAGGUGCUGCACCGCGGUGGCGCCGACCUCAACGCCCGCAACAAGCGCCGGCAGACGCCCCUGCACAUCGCCGUCAACAAGGGCCACCUGCAGGUGGUGAAGACCCUGCUCGACCUGGGCUGCCACCCCAGCCUGCAGGACUCGGAGGGAGACACUCCUCUGCAUGACGCCAUCAGCAAGAAGAGGGAUGACAUGCUGUCCGUCCUGCUGGAGGCAGGCGCCGAUGUCACUAUCACCAACAACAACGGCUUCAACGCCCUCCACCACGCCGCCCUGCGCGGGAACCCCAGUGCCAUGAGGGUGCUGCUGUCCAAGCUGCCGAGACCCUGGAUAGUGGAUGAGAAGAAGGAUGAUGGCUACACCGCCCUGCACUUGGCUGCUUUAAACAACCAUGUGGAGGUGGCAGAGCUGCUGGUCCAUCAGGGCAGCGCCAGCCUGGACAUCCAGAACGUCAACCAGCAGACGGCGCUGCACCUGGCGGUGGAGCGCCAGCACACGCAGAUCGUGCGGCUGCUGGUGAGGGCCGAGGCCAAACUGGACGUGCAGGACAAGGAUGGAGACACGCCGCUGCACGAGGCCCUGCGCCAUCACACGCUGUCGCAGCUCCGCCAGCUCCAGGACAUGCAGGACGUCAGCAAGGUGGAGCCCUGGGAGCCGUCCAAGAACACGCUAAUCAUGGGACUGGGCACCCAGGGGGCGGAGAAGAAGAGCGCUGCCUCCAUCGCCUGCUUCCUGGCCGCCAACGGCGCCGACCUCACCGUGCGCAACAAGAAGGGCCAGUCCCCGCUGGACCUGUGCCCUGACCCCAGCCUCUGCAAGGCCCUGGCCAAGUGUCACAAAGAGAAGACCAGCGGGCAGGUGGGCUCCCGUAGCCCGUCCCUCAGCAGCGCCAGUGAGGCCCUGGAGGAGUGCAUGGUCUGCUCGGACAUGAAGCGCGACACGCUGUUCGGCCCAUGCGGCCACAUCGCCACCUGCUCGCUCUGCUCGCCCCGCGUUAAGAAGUGCCUCAUCUGCAAAGAGCAGGUCCAGUCCAGGACCAAGAUCGAGGAGUGCGUGGUAUGCUCCGACAAGAAGGCGGCCGUGCUAUUCCAGCCCUGCGGCCACAUGUGCGCGUGCGAAAACUGUGCCAGCCUUAUGAAGAAGUGUGUGCAGUGUCGGGCGGUGGUGGAGCGCCGUACUCCUUUCGUAUUGUGCUGCGGAGGGAAAGGUAUGGAGGAUACCCCUGAUGAUGAGGACCUUACAGGGGGCUCAAACUCAAUGGCAGGGGGGUCGCAGGAUCUUCUCCAGCCCAACAAUCUGGCUCUGAGUUGGUCCAGUGGAAACAUCCCAGCCCUGCAGAGAGACAAGGACAACACGAACGUCAACGCAGAUGUCCAGAAGCUCCAGCAACAGCUGCAGGACAUCAAAGAGCAGACCAUGUGCCCGGUCUGUCUGGACAGGCUGAAGAACAUGAUCUUCAUGUGUGGCCAUGGCACCUGCCAGCUGUGUGGCGACCGCAUGAGUGAGUGUCCCAUCUGCCGGAAGGCCAUAGAGCGGCGGAUCCUGCUCUACUAGAGCCCUAGGCAUCAGCUUGCGCCUCCCCGAGCUCCACUCACCUGCCAUCUCCCUCGUCCGCAGCACGCGCUCCCGUGUCUCCGCUGUGAGCCAGCGUCAGUGUUACAUUGCUAACCUUUUACCAUUUUCCUCUUACCCAGACUGAACUCGUGUGUUUGACACUUCAAAGUUUCUUUUCUGUUUCUCAGCAGAGAAUUGCGUUGUGUUGGAGGGUUUUGGUUUGGUUAGUUAGUUAGUGUUUUUGUUUUGGUUUUUUUUUCCUAUGUGAUAAAACUCACUACAUGAACACUUGCUUCUUGUUCUUUUUUUUUCUUUUUUUCAUUUUGUCAUACUGCCCAAGGCUUUUGACUUUCCCAAAAUCAUCUGGACAAUUAGAUAUAGCGUCAAGUCCUACUCUGUCAGUCUGGUGACAACCUUAACACAGCCGGGACCGGUUCAGUCCGAGGGUCCGUUUGGCGCCGGGCCUUUGCCUGCACUGUCCGUUCAUCCCCCGCCUCAACCCCAGCUCCACCCUGAGGGGGGGUUGUGAUCACUGCCUGGACAUCUGCAAGCUUCCAGAGACUUCAGACAUAAUCACUUUGACCCCACUUUUCCUGCUGUUAUAUCGCACUGAUAUCACUUGCUGAAAACACGUGUGUCCAUGUCGUCAGGGUGAGUGUGCUGAGCUUUGGUCAGUCGUCAUGAUGAAGGUAUUGUAAAAAAAAUUUGAACACUAAAACCCGUCACUUCCUUAUUGUCAAAACUGCCUGAAACCCUUGUGCUGCCAUUUGAUUCUGGGACUUUGAGGUCGCUACAUUUCAACUGAAAUAUCUCUCUCUCUCUCUCUCUCUCUCUCUCUCUCUCUCUCCCCUGUCCUUUUGUUUUUUUGGUUUUUUAUCCCCUAAGCCACACAUUACAAAGUAACAUUGUUUUCCAUUCAUCAGGGCACUUGCACAUCGAUGGCUACACUACAGUAUACUCAUGGAGUAUUAUUGUCACAUUUGCUGGCGGUACUAUGGAUGUAAGCUCAAGGUUGGCGAGUACAGCUUCCUGUGAAAUUAACCCGUUGUCUUAAAGAGCAACUGACUUAACUGACAGCAGAGUUUGUUGUUGAGUUGUCCAUCAGUCCUGCUGCAUGUUUAUGGCUACAUCGCCAGGAAAGAGACUGCUAAUAACCAUCGAUCUUGUGGUGUUCCAAAAAUGUUAAAAUAGUUUGAUACUUUCUUGGGCAUAAGGUGCUGUUUUAAAUAUUUAGUACAUAUUAUUUUGGGAGGGGGGGGGGGGGGGGUUGAAAGCAGACUGAGAUGAUGUACAAUGUAAUAUAAAGUCAAAAAAGGUAUAAAGAGUAAAUUUUCUGUGGAUACCAGCAAGCAGGAAACUACGUUUUUAUGGUAGUUUUUGUUUUGCUCAUAAGUCAUAAUGUUUCAUUUUGAUAAGUCAAAAGAAAGUAAAUUUGCUGUAGCCUAAGGGGACUAUUUACCAAACUGAUGUAACUUUCUGUGCUUGUAGUGCAGUUCAAAUCAUCUGGCAUAAGCGUUCUCGUUCUGGUAUCAUUUCUGUUGUCUUGAUCAACAGUGUUUAACCAUGCUGAAGUCUUACAAAAAAGUUGGUCGGGCACAAAGGGUGUCUGUCAAGUCUCUGUAGUCAUACAGAGCCACUGUCCACAGCUGAGUCUAUAUCGAGAAGGCUACAUCUGUGUGUGUGUGUGUGUGUGUGUGUGUGUGUGUGUGUGUGUGUGUGUGUGUGUGUGUGUGUGUGUGUGUGUGCGCGUGCAGAAAAAGUAGCUUCAUACUUUUGCCUUUUUAAGGGUUUGUAUCAUUUUCUGUGAUGUUAACAUUCAUUGCUUAGAUGCACUAAUGUCCUUUUAAUGGUAGUAUUGUGCUGUCAUGGUUACUUAACCUGUUUUGUACCUUAUUUUCAAUACAUAAAAACUAUUCAGGUUUACGGAUGUCAGUACUUUUUUCCUUCUUUAUUGGCUGAAUGUUUGAUGUAUGCAGUACAUUUCUCAUUAAAUAAAGCUGAUCACUCUGUAUUGCAAAGUGCUAUUAAAAGAAAUGCAUUGCUGAAUAAAGAUCAAAUGAAACAGUAA
Molecule: messenger RNA, 6490 nt
Organism: Electrophorus electricus (electric eel)
Lineage: Eukaryota; Metazoa; Chordata; Actinopteri; Gymnotiformes; Gymnotidae
Gene: mib1
Product: MIB E3 ubiquitin protein ligase 1
Biological process (GO): Notch signaling pathway; endocytosis; protein ubiquitination
Cellular component (GO): cytoplasm
Molecular function (GO): ubiquitin-protein transferase activity; zinc ion binding; protein binding
Source: RefSeq, a predicted model, not a curated record